CCGGCACACAGACUCGGGAGUUUAUCGAUAAGCCGUGCUAAUUUACGGUAUUCCGUAAUAAAGAGUCGUCUAGCACAAUAAGGUGCUUAUUAAACGCGUUUAAAGAGGAGAAUUGAAUCUCGUUAUUGAUAACCCAUCUGUUUGUUUACUAUUUGUGUGUGUGCUUGUUUUUUUAUUUAACUGGCCUUGAUUGAUUCUCUCCCUUCGUUUACUGUCUUUCCAUCGUUUUUUAUUUUUUAUUCACAGGUUUUUUAAAACUCUGUUCUAAUAACGAAAUCCUUUUAUUCUUCGAUUCACGUUAAAUUUUGAUUUCAGAUCCUAUCGUUUUAUUAAGAAAUUUCUGUUAUGUCUUCUAACGAUCCUGGAUCCAGCAUUCAGCGGGUUCAAUCCGCUACAUCGCAUCCAGAAAUUUAUCCAACAUUAAGCAACACAUCCCAGAAUCAUGCUACACCUAAUAAUGCUGCACUAAACUUUUUCCCUGGUCAGACAGGAUCCGACUCACAGCCUGAGAUUGGCCAUCCUCAAGGCAACAAUAUUCCAGACAGCGAGCAACCCGUAAGUUCCUCCCAUUCCUCCGCUAGAUUCCCCCAAGAUGGACCGGAUUUGGAAAAACAACAAUCUUACGGAAAGGUUUAUCCAACAGUAGACAAUCCUGAAGAUUUUGUUUUUAAAGUCGACCCAUCCAGUCCAGAUUUUGCUUCCAACUGGUCCACUGCUCGUAAGUUAAAAAUUACUGCUAUUUAUUCCUGGGCUGCCCUUUGUGCAUCUUUUGCCUCUUCCGUCUUUUCUGGUCCUACAGAAGUUAUUCCCAAACUCUACCAUAUCGGUAUGACCACUUCGCUUUUGGCCAUUAGUUUAUUUAUCUGUGGUUAUGCUGCUGGUCCCAUUUGCUGGGGUCCUCUAUCCGAGUUAUAUGGCAGAAAGCCCCCUUUGGCUGUUGGCAUGUUGGGUUUUGGUAUUUUCAACAUUGCUGUGGCUGUCGCAAAAGAUAUUCAAACAAUUAUGAUUUGUCGGUUUUUUGGUGGUUUCUUUGCUAGCGCUCCUUUAACCAUUGUCGCCGCUGCUUUUUCGGAUAUGUACAGUAAUCGCUAUCGAGGUACCGCCAUUACCAUUUUUGCUGCUCUCGUGUUUGAGGGUCCUUUAGUAUCUCCAAUCAUUAGUGGUUUCCUUACCAAGUCCUAUCUGGGUUGGAGAUGGACCGAGUACAUUACUUCGUUUAUGGGAUUCUUCGCCGUUGUCAUUAUCGUAUUAUUUUGUGAUGAAUCCUAUGCAAAGAAGAUUGUACAAUCCAAGGCCCAGCAGUAUCGUUUGGAAACCAACAACCAUUUUGUACAUGCAAAGAGCGAAGAGGAGACAUUAACUCCUAAAGAUGUCCUUUUCAAUUACUUGUUGAUUCCGCUUAAGCUAUUGUUUACUGAACCCAUCGUCUUUUUGGUCACUCUUUACUGUUCUUUCGUAUAUGGUAUUUUGUACUUGCUUUUGGAAGCUUAUCCAAUUAUCUUUGCUGAGAAACGCCAUUUCUCGAUGGGUGUUGCCCAACUUCCCUAUAUCGGUUUGCUUGUAGGCGUCUUUAUUGGAAGUGCUAUUAACAUUGCAUUUGAGCCUUGGUACUUCCGAAAGGUUAAACAGUUUGGCGGAAAACCGUAUCCCGAAGGUCGUUUAGCACCUUUGAUUGUUGGUGCCUUCACUUUCCCUGCUGGUAUUUUCUGGAUGGCAUGGUCAGGUAACUAUGCACAUGUUCAUUGGAUUGUUCCCACUUUGUCUGGUCUAGUUACUGGUUGUGGUAUAUUGUUAAUUUUCUUGAAUUGCAUGACCUAUUUAAUUGACGCUUAUUUAUUCCGUGCUGCCUCUGCAAUUGCUGCAAAUACCAUUAUGCGUAGUGGUGUUGCUGCAGGAUUUCCUUUAUUUGCCAUCCAAAUGUUCCACAAUUUAGGAGUUGGGUGGGCUGGUUCUCUUUUGGGGUUCAUUGCCGUUGCCUUGAUUCCAGUGCCUAUUAUCUUUUGGUUCUUUGGUAGAAAGAUUCGUUCUUGGAGUAAAAUGGCUGUUAUGCUCUAGACACCAAGAUAUUAUUUGUAUUAUCGCUGGUGAAAGUGGAUGCAACGUCGAUCUGCUAGAGCACAUACUCAUUAUUUUGGAUGUUCUUCGAAAAAAAAGAAUUGACUGUUAUUAAGCCAAUCAGUUCAGUUUGGAAGGAAAAGUGAAUAAGGGAAAAGAAGAAAGUAAUUAAAAGAAAGAUAGAAAGAAAAAAGUUCCAAAAAUAAAAAGCAGAUACGUGGGUCGUCGCAGAUGGUAUCCUUAAUCCUUGACAUGUGCACAUGGGACCACGAAAUGUAUGAACUACGGCGAUAAAGUUCCUAUGGUUUUGUUCUUCUCACUAAUAAUAAUAUGUUUACUUAUGCUUUGAUAGUUUAAUCAAUUUAAUUCUUGAGUCAUAUCGACUAAAUGCAAAAA
Molecule: messenger RNA, 2451 nt
Organism: Schizosaccharomyces octosporus yFS286
Lineage: Eukaryota; Fungi; Ascomycota; Schizosaccharomycetes; Schizosaccharomycetales; Schizosaccharomycetaceae
Product: spermidine family transporter
Exons: 1
Coding region: 346-2055 (569 amino acids)
Biological process (GO): transmembrane transport
Molecular function (GO): transmembrane transporter activity
Source: RefSeq, a predicted model, not a curated record